Dicentrarchus labrax (European seabass) is the source of this 1018-nucleotide messenger RNA. RefSeq lists its product as uncharacterized. The transcript has 3 exons. Bases 1 to 744 code for a protein of 247 amino acids. Lineage: Eukaryota; Metazoa; Chordata; Actinopteri; Moronidae. The record is from RefSeq and is a predicted model, not a curated record.
AUGGCGACGUCCAGAACCGACGACACUGAGCGUCACAACGGCUCCUCAGAAACCUCUGGCGAGACGCCGGAUACUUCUGGUUAUUCCGACGCCGAUUUCACUUCUGAUUCUGAUGAGUGCACUGACGAUGAAAGCGACUGUAUUACACUGGAGAACAUCCCUACUCUACAGCUGACCUUAGCCGAAGAUGAAGACGAGGAAGAAUCUCUUGGCCUCGCACCAGAGGAGCUGGAGCGUAAGAUAUCAGACGCUAUAUCUACGGUAACAUGUGAAGGGGAUAAAGACAGCGAAAUGGAGAAAAUCUGUAACUUUGACUGCAGAUGCUACGGAAGAAGAGAGGAGAACUCUCUCAUUGGAACACAUUCGUGCAGCGACAAACUUUCUCCAGAGCUUAUGUACAGCCAGACGAAGAGAAAGCGCCCCCGGACCACUUAUUCCAUCGGAGGCAAUGAAGUCUGCAGGAAUACUUUUCAGUUUCUUAUGGGGCCUUUCUGUGCUGACGAGGCAAGAGACAUCACAUGCCCAGCGCCAAGGGUCACAGCAGAAGAGUCCGCAGAAGAGUCCGCAGAAGAGUCCACAGAAGAGGAUGCAGAAGAGUCCACAGAAGAGGAUGCAGAAGAGUCCACAGAAGAGGAUGCAGAAGAGGAUGCGGAAGAGGAUGCGGAAGAGGAUACAGAAGAGGAUGUGGAUGUGAUAUCACUAAAUAAUUUGACUCUCCUUCACACCCUCUCCACAAUGUGCUGAUCAGCCACAGGAGCUCAUUCAGCAACAGACUGAUCCAUCUACACUGCACUUCUAGAUUUCAAUAUCAAUUUAAUUUCACUUAUAGAGCACCAAAACAAUACACAUGUCUCAUGACGCUUUACAGAGUGUUGGUUGUAGAUGUGUAGAUGUGGUUUAUACCUUGGAUUAUGGCACAAGGGAUUGUAACAUCUUAUCCUGUGUGUUAAUGAAUGAUAUUCAGGGGCUUUUUGUAAUAAAAGCAUUUCCAUUUCAAUAAAGUACCUUCUAAUUCUGA